AUGUCGAUCCCACCGCCGCCUGUCGAUUUCGCGUACUUGCAUGACUCGUUGCAACAGGAUGCGGACCUGAGGGAGAAGAUCCGGGAUGCGGUCAGGGACGUCGAGAGGGAGGAACGAGCGAUCCAGGCCGUGUUGAACCGCGUGCAUUCCGUCACCAAGCAACAGGGUCCGUUGGAGGGUGCUGAUGAUAUAAAGUGUCGUACACUCGGACUGUCGUCACUGACCUGUUCUCUCCAUUCCUUGGCCCCUUUCCUCCUCGGCAGUCACGGAGCUGCUCACCUCGGCUGCCAGUCUGAGUGCACCGCUGCAAUCCUCGAUCGCAAAACUAGCAUCCCUCAUCCCGACCGACCAAUUCUACCGCUACAACGACCAGUUCUCCCGUGCGCUCCAAGUCGCCAGUUUUCUGAUCGUGUUCGCUCGCUUCUUGCUUCAAGGCGACGUACCGUCCAAGAAUGACGUCGAGAGUAGUCUUGGCAGUAGGUUAUGAUCAGCUUUGUUGGUGGCAAAUAUUGCACGACCUUGUACUGACCAUGGUACUGGUUCUGGUUGUACUCGCUUCGUGCUCGGUCUUGCUCCUUCCAGUCCAACCCGAAUGGAAGGAUCAUUUCUUCCUCCCGACCGAGGAAUACCUGCAUUCGCUCAUCUCGCUGCUCAACGAACUGGUAGGUUUGGAAGUCACAUACCUUUCAGCAGAAAAUUGUUCACUGAGAGUAUCAUUUCCAUGCAUCCUCCGCAGUCUCGACUGGCCGUAAAUCGAGUUACGCUCGGCGAUUACGAAUCCCCCCUUCAAUUUUCCCAGUAAGUUCGAUCACAAUCUGAGCCCCGGAUGUAUGCUUCGGCUCACUCAUUGCCACCUGCGUCUUAUCUGCACGACCUUCUGUGCCGCCCAGGUUUGCUAAAGAGCUCUCGACUGCCUUCGGACUGUUGAGCCUGAAGAAUGACAGUUUGCGCAAACGCUUCGAUUCGAUCAAGUACGAUCUCAAGAAGCUCGAAGAGGGUCAGUUGCAUACUCUACGGGUGAGUACUCUCGUGAAGGAAGCCGUUUACUUAUUAGCUUGUUCAUUCCGAGCAGUUGUGUACGAUCUCUCCUUGCGAGGGCUACUCAAGUCGGCUUCGGCAGUGGCGUCUACCCUCUCGACUAUGGACGAAGAGCAAGCACCAACAAAACGAGGGAGGAUGGAACUUGCGUCCGAAGGCUAA
This is a messenger RNA of Microbotryum saponariae, 1200 nucleotides long. The record is from the annotation of a GenBank genome assembly. Lineage: Eukaryota; Fungi; Basidiomycota; Microbotryomycetes; Microbotryales; Microbotryaceae.